Messenger RNA from Brachypodium distachyon (stiff brome), 621 nucleotides. RefSeq names its product pEARLI1-like lipid transfer protein 3. The transcript has a single exon. The coding region runs from base 1 to 621 and encodes 206 amino acids. NCBI's taxonomy places the organism in Eukaryota, Viridiplantae, Streptophyta, Magnoliopsida, Poales, Poaceae. The record is from RefSeq and is a predicted model, not a curated record.
AUGGCGCCACGCGGGCUUCUCGCCUUGUUCCUCGUCGUGAACCUCCUCUCCUCCUCCGCCCUCGCCCACUACUGGCACUGGCACUGGCACCACGGCCAUCACCAUGGCUGCAGGGAGUGGGAGGAGUCCUGCGAACCACCAUCGACCUGGACUGAUCCAAGGACCCCGCCACCACCGAGCACUCCCACGACGCCUCCUCCUCCUCCGAGCACCCCCACGACGCCCCCUCCGCCUCCUACAGGCAUCGUCCCGCCUCCUCAGGCUCCGGGCACCCCCACGACGCCUCCUCCGCCGCCUCCUACAGGCGUCGUCCCGCCGCCUCCGCCGCCGACGAGCGGCGGCGGCGGCAGCAGCAACGGGACGUGCCCGGUGAACACGCUGAGGCUGGCGGUGUGCGCGAGCGUGCUGAACCUGCUCCGGCUGAACGUGGGCGUGCCGCCGGAGGACGAGCUGUGCUGCCCGCGGCUGGGGGCGCUCGUGGACCUCGACGCCGCCGUCUGCCUCUGCCUCGCCAUCAGGGCCAGCAUCCUCGGCGUCGUCGUCAACGUCAACGCCGACAUCGGCCGCCUCCUCACCUUCUGCGGCAAGGACGGCGGCGGCUUCGUCUGCUCCUCUACUUGA